Rhodofomes roseus is the source of this 1224-nucleotide messenger RNA. Its product is annotated as Mov34-domain-containing protein. The transcript has 5 exons. The coding region runs from base 69 to 1028 and encodes 319 amino acids. Lineage: Eukaryota; Fungi; Basidiomycota; Agaricomycetes; Polyporales; Fomitopsidaceae. Gene Ontology annotation, cellular component: eukaryotic translation initiation factor 3 complex, eIF3m. Gene Ontology annotation, molecular function: translation initiation factor activity; translation initiation factor binding; metallopeptidase activity. The record is from RefSeq and is a predicted model, not a curated record. Gene Ontology annotation, biological process: translational initiation.
CGACGACUUUUCACGGUGGUCAAGCGCUGUGGCUGAUCUUGUCCUCGCUUGCGAUCUACGCUUCCAAAAUGCCUCUCGCUGCAGAAUCCUCUGCAGUCUACAUCCAAAACACCGCUCCUGGAUUCAUCUCGACACCAGGGCGGGCCCCGACCUCGGUUACGGUCCACCCUGUGGCUCUAUUCUCCAUACUCGACCAUUAUCUUCGGCGCACAGAAUCUCAAGAGCGAGUGAUUGGUACCCUCCUCGGGAAGCGCUCCGACAAUGGAGAAGUCGAAGUGCGCUCGUCAUUCGCCGUCCUGCACAGCGAGACGGAGGAACAAGUCGCGGUAGACAUGGACUACCUGAAGACGAUGUACGAUCUGCACCACAAAGUGAACCCGAAGGAGGUCAUCGUAGGAUGGUACUCCACCGGGUCGAACCUUAACACGUACUCUGCCCUCAUCCACAACUUCUACUCGCAAGAGGCGGCACCCCACCAGGUAGUGCACCUGGCUGUCAACACGGGCAUAGUGGAGGGCGAGAAGGCGGGUGUGAAGGCAUACGUCGGGUCGCCCGUUGGUGUCUACCCUAAGCCGGAAAACUGCGUCUUCGCACCCAUCCCAUGCGAGCUCCGAUUCCACGACGCCGAGCGCAGUGGCCUCGAUUUGCUGACCACAACAUCCGUCGCCCUCAACUCUACAACCCCCCAUCCCGUAACAGAUCUCGAAGUCCUUGAGCAAUCCCUCAAGUCCGUUGCGGAGAUGCUCGACCGUGUACUGUCAUACGUGCAGUCGGUCCUCGCAGGCGAGGUCAAGGGAGAUGCUGCCGUCGGGCGAUACCUCAUGGACAGACUUGGCGCAAGCACAGAAGAUCUAGAGAAAGGAGGAUUCAACUCAAGUCUGCAGGUACGGAACCAUGAAGCUCGGAUGAUAAGCAGCGUGGCUCACCUAUACUCCCUUCAGGAUACACUGAUGGUGUCGUAUCUCGCCAGCCUCGUGCGCUCGCAGGCGGAAGUGUCGGCACGACUCGCACUUGUUACAUCAACGUAGUCGCUCGGCCAACUGUAUGAUAUUUCUUGUAGUGAUCUUUGGCUACCGGGGUGUACGAGAGCCAUAUUGUAGUCUUGCAGCAGCGUCAGCUGUUGAAAAUCCGCGAAUGUUGGAGGUCAUGCCGUGCAGCUAGGAUCUCGCCCAACGGCCAGGUGACUGCAGGUCCAUGGUGAACUUCGUCAAUAGGAUGCCUCCA